Durotheca rogersii is the source of this 1980-nucleotide messenger RNA. Its product is annotated as DNA topoisomerase. Gene Ontology annotation, biological process: DNA topological change. The transcript has 6 exons. Bases 1 to 1980 code for a protein of 659 amino acids. Gene Ontology annotation, molecular function: DNA topoisomerase type I (single strand cut, ATP-independent) activity; DNA binding. Lineage: Eukaryota; Fungi; Ascomycota; Sordariomycetes; Xylariales; Xylariaceae. Gene Ontology annotation, cellular component: nucleus. The record is from RefSeq and is a predicted model, not a curated record.
AUGAGAGUCCUCUGCGUCGCCGAAAAGCCAUCCAUCGCGAAGGCCGUCGCGGCCCAUCUCUCUGGUGGUCAGGCCCAAAGUCACAAUACACCAGAAAAGUACAUCAAGAACUACGUGUUUGACUAUGACUUCGGACGCCCCUGGGGCCACUGCCAUGUUACCAUGACCUCCGUGCUUGGUCAUAUCACGUCUGCUGUUUUCCCUGCCGAGUAUAGGAAAUGGGAGUACCCACCACCUGAGCGCCUAUUCGACGCUCCCGUAAAUAUCGUCACUUCAGAGGACAAAACGAAGGUGGCGGACAAUAUCGAGAAACAGGCAAAGUAUGCCAACGCGCUAUGCAUAUGGACCGAUUGCGACCGAGAAGGCGAGCACAUAGGCUACGAAAUCUGCGAGGCAGCCAGGAAAGGGAAUAGGACCUUGGACAUCAAGAGAGCCAGGUUUAGCAACAUCGAGAGAGCGCACAUACUGAACGCAUCUCGCAACCUCAUCAAUCUCGACCAGAAGCAAGUAAAUGCCGUGGCGUCCCGGAUUGAACUGGAUCUCAGGAUAGGGUAUGCGUUCACCCGGUUUCUCACCAUAAGUCUGAGGACGCUAGGAGGGCCGUUCGAGAAGCUUCUGCUAAGUUACGGGUCAUGUCAGUUUCCAACCUUGGGGUUCGUGGUAGAUCGGUAUUUCAGAGUGAGGAACUUCAAACCAGAACCGUUCUGGGGAAUCAAGAUUAUGCACAAACGGGAAGGCAUCGAUGUCAACUUCAACUGGGCACGGCAUCAUCUUUUUGAUAGGGCGUCGGUUAUCAUCUUCUACGAAAGGUGUCUUGCGGCAAAGACGGCCGGAGUGACGAAGGUCGAGGAGAAGCCGACAAAAAAAUGGAAACCUCUGCCAUUGACGACAGUUGAAUUGCAGAAGAUGGCGACGCGGUUCCUACAUAUGACGGGGCAGGAAGCGAUGGAAGCUGCUGAAAACCUAUACAACAAGGGGUUCAUCAGCUAUCCGAGGACGGAAACAGAUCGCUUCGAUCCUGGCAUGAAUCUUCGCGCGCUGGUCCAGAAGCAAUCUCCUUCGGAUUCCUGGGGCGAUUUCGCUCAGAAACUAGUUGACGGUGGAUUCCAACAACCACGCCAAGGACGAAACGACGACAAAGCGCACCCCCCAAUACACCCCAUCACCUACGCAGCACCAUCAGCCCUUAACGACAGAGAAAGAAGGGUUUACGAGUUCGUCGUGCGGCGGUUCCUUGCCUGCUGCUCCGAAGAUGCCAAGGGUGUUGCCACAGAUGUUCACAUCAAGUAUGGAGAAGAAGCCUUCCAUGCACAUGGCCUUGUCGUACUAGAACGAAACUACCUGGACGUGUAUGUGUAUGAGAAGUGGACGGGAACCGCCCAACUCCCUAAAUUCACGGUUGGAGAGUUCUUCGAACCUACCGAAGCUUUGAUGACCGAGGGUAAGACCACGGCUCCGAAUUACUUGACUGAGGCAGAUUUAAUUGCUCUCAUGGAUGCCAACGGGAUCGGGACAGACGCUACUAUGGCCGAGCACAUACAGAAAAUCCAAGAAAGAGACUACGUCCGCACGGUGCCUCGAACCGUCUCGUCAGCCGACAACGGGGAAGGGGAAGAAGAAGCUACCCCAGCCGCACGAGGAGGGCGCGGCGGUCGUGGCCGGGGGGGGCGCGGGAGCCGAGGGGGUCGGGGAAAUGCCUCUUCUGGCAGGAAAGGAGUCAUGGAGUUCAUCCCGACCCAGUUAGGGGUGGCUUUGAUAGAGGGAUUCGAUAGGAUGAACUUCGACACCGGUCUUGGCAAACCAUUUCUACGAAAGGAGAUGGAGCUGAAGAUGAAGGCCAUCUGCGAAGGCCGUACGACCAAGGAGGUCGUUCUCGGCGAAAGCAUUCAACAAUAUCGUCAUGUCUACAUGCAGUCGCAGGAGAAGUUGAGCGUUCUUAAAGCGGCUUGUCGACAAUACGUCUUCCAAAAUGGUGGUUGA